Molecule: messenger RNA, 398 nt
Organism: Prunus avium (sweet cherry)
Lineage: Eukaryota; Viridiplantae; Streptophyta; Magnoliopsida; Rosales; Rosaceae
Product: cytochrome-c oxidase/ electron carrier
Source: RefSeq, a predicted model, not a curated record
UACCUAGUGUGAGUAUACGGUAUUGAACUAUAAAUCUCCAUCUCAUUUUCACCUUCUUCUACGAACUUCUCCCAGCCCUCGGCAUUGCCAGCUUUCCCAGACGUGAUUGUCGAGCUCCAGCCACUCCCAAUUUCACGAUGUCAGAAGAAGCACCCUUCCGACCACGUGAGAAGCUUGUCGAGAAGCAAAAAAUUUUCCAAAGCGUCCACAAAUACACAUAUCUGAAGGGACCAUAUGAUAAGAUCACCUCUGUCGCUAUUCCAGCUGCUUUAGCUGCAACUUCUUUGUUCCUUAUUGCCCGAGGAGUCUACAACAUGUCACAUGGGAUUGGAAAGAAGGAAUGAGGCGGCUCUUAAAAGUCACCAUUGGCUGGCAACCAAAGUGCAUAAAUUUAUGUG